AUGGAUGAGAAGAGUGGAAAGAUGUUAUGUUAUCAAAGUUUGUGCAUUGUGUUCUUGAUGAUUCCAACAAACCCUGCUGGUCUUAUUGAAUAUAGGGCACAUCCAUUCUGGGUCCAAAAAUAUUGCCCUUCUCAUGAACACGAUAACACUCCUAGAUGUUGCAGCUGUGAGCGAAUGGAGCCACGAGAGACUGGAUAUAUCGGUCUUAAUGAUGGCCGGAAGCUUUGCUUAGAGUGCCUCGACUCUGCUAUCAUGGAUACAAAGCUCAAUGCUUAUGAGUACAUAAAUCUUUCAAAGUUAACAAAUCUAGCUCUGCAAGGGAAAAAAUUCUUCAGUGUAUUCUUCUUCUGCCUUUGUGUCUGCUACAUGAUUCUAUUUAUGAAUACAAUUCUUUUUUAUCUUUUCAGAUUGCUUACUGGAUCGAUCCUAGCUCACGAGAUGAUGCAUGCUUGGCUGCGGCUUAAAGGCUACCGAACCCUAAGUCAAAACGUCGAAGAAGGUAUAUAUCAGGUUAUGGCAUACAUGUGGUUGCAUUCUGAGCUCACUUCGGCGUCAGCCUCAUCUUCAUCUUCAACAUCUAGAAAAGGGAAAAGACCCCCUUUUGAGAUGAAGCUCGGCGAGUUCUUCAAGCACCAGAUUGAAUCCGACAUCUCUCCAGUUUACGGAGACGGGUUUAGGGCAGGUCACCAAGCAGUACAGAAGUAUGGUCUUCAGAAGACCCUAAACCAUAUAUGGAUGACUGGUACUUUUCCAUUUUGAAAAGCAUUGAGAAAAAACCCUCCCAUUGGUGGUCGAAUAUCAGGGACGAACUUAGCCAAUUUUUGCAACAUUGAAGAAUAUGUUUUUGGAGGACCAGUAUCAUGGUAAAUUGAGUAUACACAACAUCAAAGUUGGAUUUUCCGGGAGCGGGCAGUUGCGUGCUAUUUUAACAGAUAUAGAAUGCUGGAAUGAUGGGGCUAGUACUGAAUACAUUCAAGACAAACAACUGCUUGAUGUCAAGGUGCUCAGAUCAAUCAUUUACCAGAUUAUUAAUCUUCCUUUUGAAGCCGGUAACGAACCUCACAUUGCUAAAGUGAAAGAAUUGUAUCAUCAACUUGAUUUCCUCGAAAAAAAUAUGAAGCCAGGUAUAAUUUUUUGUCUUUUCUAAUUGUGUGUGUGUGUGUUUUUUUUUUUUUUAAACUUACAUUUUAAUGCAUAUAAAUCCAAAUAUUUACUUUUAAAAAAGAAUAUUUAAAAUGCAAAUUAACCUUGAGCUAUGAAAGCAAGCUAAGGGAGUAUAUUUAAAAUGCAAAUUAACUUUUUUUGACAUCAAAUGAUUUUUUUUUUCUUUAUUAAACUGAACAUAAAAUGCUGGGUUCAUCCCCCACCUUAUUGUUAAGGGGGUAAUUUUCUUAAAUUAAAAUAUGUCAGUUUAACAAAGAAAAAAAUCAUUUGAUGUCAAAAAAAGUUAAUUUGCAUUUUAAAUAUACUCCCUUAGCUUGCUUUCAUAGCCGAAGGUUAAUUUGCAUUUUAAAUAUUCUUUUUUAAAAGUAAAUAUUUGGAUUUAUAUGCAUUAAAAUGUAAGUUUAACAAAAAAACACACACAAUUAGAAAAGACAAAAAAUUAUACCUGGCUUCAUAUUUUUUUUCGAGGAAAUCAAGUUGAUGAUAUAAUUCUUCCACUUCAGCAAUGUGAGGCUCGUUACCGGCUUCAAAAGGAAGAUUAAUAAUCUGGUAAAUGAUUGAUCUGAACACCUUCACAUCAAGCAGUUGUUUGUCUUGAAUGUAUUCAGUACUAGCCCCAUCAUUCCAGCAUUCUAUAUCUGUUAAAAUAGCACGCAACUGCCCGCUCCCGGAAAAUCCAACUUUGAUGUUGUGUAUACUCAAUUUACCAUGAUACUGGUCCUCCAAAAACAUAUUCUUCAAUGUUGCAAAAAUUGGCUGGAAUAUUUGUAUAAAUUCGUCCCUGAUAUUCGACCACCAAGUGCUUAAGCUGCCUUUAUAACCGUCCGUUAUUGCCCUUCUUUCCGAGACAUCGAGAUGGUGCAUUUGUAGACAAUUGCCAUGGUCUGAAUGACAGAUAACCUGUGUUUGGUACCAUCAUUUUAUAAAAGCAAUGUCGGCAGAUUCUUCAAACUCAUGAAUCACUGCCUUAUAUUCCUGACCACCAAAUCCAAUGUCUAAUAGUUGACCUC
Molecule: messenger RNA, 2174 nt
Organism: Arachis ipaensis
Lineage: Eukaryota; Viridiplantae; Streptophyta; Magnoliopsida; Fabales; Fabaceae
Source: RefSeq, a predicted model, not a curated record